AUCAUCCACGACAUGGGAAGUCAAGGCUGUCGCGCUUCCAUCUAGACGGGAAGCCUCACCUCACCGAGCCAAGACGGGGGGCACAAUGAGUGAAGAGCCACCAGCUUCCCCCGGCUGGUUGAGCCCAGACCCCACAGAGUGGGCAACUGGAGGUGGGGCACAGAUUGACAACAGCACCAGCAUUGGGACGUUUUCAACAGAGGACGUCUUACCGCCUAGCCAGCUGCCACUGCUGGUCAACCCCUGGGACAUUGUGUUGUGCUCCUCAGGGUCUCUGAUAGCCUGUGAGAACGCCCUGGUGGUGCUGGUGAUCUGGCAGAACCCGGCUCUCAGAGCUCCCAUGUUCCUGCUGAUUGGCAGCCUGGCUCUAGCAGACCUGCUGGCCGGUCUGGGACUCGUCCUUCACUUCACCUGUGCCUACUUGCUCCAGUCUGACUCUGCCCAGCUGCUGACCGUCGGUUUGGUGGUGGCUUCGUUCUCAGCCUCCGUCUUCAGCUUGCUGGCCAUCACUAUCGACCGCUACCUGUCGCUGUACUACGCCCUCACCUACAACUCCGAGCGGACGGCAGCCUUCACCUACACCAUGCUGGUGCUGCUGUGGGGUCUGUCCCUGUGUCUCGGACUGUUGCCAGUCACAGGGGUUAACUGCCUGGCAGAGGAGGCCACAUGCAGCGUGGUGCGACCGCUGACCAAGAACAACGUAGCUGUUCUGUCCGUCUCAUUCCUGCUUCUUUUCGGACUCAUGCUGCAACUCUAUGUUCAGAUCUGCAAGAUUGUGAUGCGCCACGCUCACCAGAUCGCUCUUCAGCACCACUUCUUGGCCGCCACGCCCCACUACGUCACAACACGUAAGGGGGUGUCGACCCUGGCCAUCAUUCUGGGUACCUUUGCUGCCUGCUGGAUGCCGUUCACCGUCUACUCCCUCAUCGCCGACUACACCUACCCGCCGCUCUAUACGUACGCCACGCUGGUGCCCGCCACGUACAACUCUGUCAUCAACCCCGUGAUCUACGCCUUCAGGAACCAGGAGAUACAGAAGGCGCUGUGGCUGGUGUGCUGUGGCUGCGUGCCAGCCAGCGUGGCCCAUCGGGCACGGACUCCUAGCGACGUCUGACUGCGCAGACGCAGGCGGGAAGAGAAGAGGCAACCUGGGUCAGCUCUGCUCCUUGCUGGACUCGUCCAGUGUCAAAGAGCAGGGGAAGUCUGCGGGAAAGUGGCUUCAGCUCCGGGUGGAGGUGCCACUGGCAGAAGCUGUUCGGGUUUUACCCACAAGGAUGGAUAAAUGGUGUUAUUUUCUUUGUUGGAGCAAGGUGUCUCCCUGUCUUCCCCAGUAAGCGGGCUGCAUCCCGCUCACCUUUCCCUCAUGUCUGCAGAAAGCGCUGAGUGCGUCACACGUCACAGGCAGCAGCUGUGGAUAACCAUCUGUAGCUCUGGUUGUUUUUAUGAAAAAGGAAGAAAUCAAUUUGCACGUCAGUGUUGCA
Nematolebias whitei (Rio pearlfish) is the source of this 1481-nucleotide messenger RNA. RefSeq names its product G protein-coupled receptor 12 (gene gpr12). Bases 86 to 1114 code for a protein of 342 amino acids. Gene Ontology annotation, cellular component: membrane. The record is from RefSeq and is a predicted model, not a curated record. The transcript has 2 exons. NCBI's taxonomy places the organism in Eukaryota, Metazoa, Chordata, Actinopteri, Cyprinodontiformes, Rivulidae. Gene Ontology annotation, molecular function: G protein-coupled receptor activity. Gene Ontology annotation, biological process: G protein-coupled receptor signaling pathway.